Molecule: messenger RNA, 822 nt
Organism: Lichtheimia ornata
Lineage: Eukaryota; Fungi; Mucoromycota; Mucoromycetes; Mucorales; Lichtheimiaceae
Exons: 5
Coding region: 1-822 (273 amino acids)
Molecular function (GO): protein binding
Source: RefSeq, a predicted model, not a curated record
AUGCAAGAUACGAAUCGUAUAUCCAAAAUACACCGACGCUCCAAUCGACACGACAACCUCAUGGACGUUUUCGUACGGCAUCUCACAGUCGAAACACAGCUCUUGAAUGCUUGCAGGCAUAAACAGGCAAAGCAUGUGGAACACAUUCUCGAGCAUAGCGCCAUCAAUCCAGACACUGUUCGGGAUCGACUCUUACGCACACCUUUGCAUAUUGCUUGUUCACGAAAAGACGACUUUCAAGAAGCAACCAACAUAGCACGGAUAUUGAUUAAGCAUGGAGCCGAUGUGAAUAAUGGUGUUGGGGAUGAGAAUGGCAUGCAUCCAAUGCAUAUGGCUGUAUUGGCCGGUAACAUUGAAUGCGUAUUGUUAUUGUUGGAGCAAGGAGCGAGUGUACCAGCAUCUGAUCCAUUUCGUCUUACACCAUUGCUUCUCGCCAAGCUGAAAUUGGAUAAUCUACGACAAAGUCGAUUGUACAGCAAACAAGAGAGCCUGAGUAGCGAAACGAGUAAUGCAUUACAGGAAUAUCGAGAUCUUCAAUCGAUCACCAAAGUUCUCGUCACACAUCUUGCCAACAACCAUAUCACCAACCAUGGCAUGCCAACACACUAUGGAUUGUCAGAUCGUUUCUUUUCAAAGGAGGAAUCCGAAAAACAGUUGAACGAUGCCAUCCUCAGUAUCACAGACCAAUUAUCCAGCAUUUGUGUCCAAGAAAACAACAGGCUGCCCUCAUCCCAUGAGAAUGAUCCCGCCCUGCAAGAUGUCAUGAACAGUCUUAUGGAGAAGGUGCGAAGAUUGAGAAUAGAGGAGACAGCGGUAAAAUAG